AUGCUGCAGGAGUGUGUGCCGAUCUUGCCCCAUGGGGCGCUGGGCAGCCCUGCACUUCCAGCGAGAACCGCGGGGUCUGGCAGCUGCUCCGAGGACAAGAUGGAAGGACCGCCCAAGGUUGAGGUUGGCGUGCUGAUCACCCAGAUGGAGAAGGGGACCUUCGUGGCCAGGGGCAGCAUGCCCGAGGAGAUGGUCGCCCUCGUGGAGAAGUACAAGCUGGACCACCGAGCCACCGAGCGCCUGGUGGAGAGCCUGCGGGACCGGAAGGACACGAGGCGGCAGGACCUGAAGGACCUAGACAUCCGGCUCUCCAGCGCCGAGCGGCCCUCUGGGCUGCUUAUGAAGUUGCUGCAGGGCCUCGACGCCGACGGCAAGCUGCCUCCGGCCCCGCGGUCCCUGGGCCUGCCCGGCAGCGCAGGCGGCCACCACCCGCACCGCGACCGCGCGGACGACGAGGACCGCAGGCACAACCGCGACAGGCGCUCCCGCUCCCGCCGGAGGUGA
Molecule: messenger RNA, 504 nt
Organism: Prorocentrum cordatum
Lineage: Eukaryota; Dinophyceae; Prorocentrales; Prorocentraceae
Source: the annotation of a GenBank genome assembly